UAUAAAAUAAUUAAUAUAAUUGACACAUAAGGAUUAGUAUAUAAAUCUGCAACAAAAAUAAGAAUUUGUUCAAUAUUUUUUUAGAAAUAAUUAGUGAAAACUUAUAUAUUAUAUUAUUUUUAUAUAAAUUAAAACAUCAAUUCAUUUCCACACUACCUAUGAAGUAGAAUUCAUAGCGCUUUUUUCUUACGUGGUUGCCCCUAUAGGACUAGUCCAUUCUACACGACUUCGACUAUUAUUACUACUACUAAUAAAAAUAUGCUAUUACUGAUAAUAAUAAUAAUAAUAAUAAUAAUAAUAAUAUAAUAUAAUAUAAUGUAAUAUAAUAUAAUAAUAAAAUUAUACUUAAAUAUUAUUUAUAUACAUCUAGAUAUUAUUUUACAUUUUAUAUUACAAUAGUAAAGACAAUUAGCUUCGACCGAUCAUGAGUAAGAAACAAUAUGAAAACAAAUACAUUACGAUUAUAAAGUAUUAAGACAAAGAAACAUUAGCGGACGAAAACAAAAGAAACGUUUCGUAUUUUUCCUUAUAUAUCAUAUUAGAUAGGCGGUUAUUUGUCAAAAUUAUCAAGGACACGAUUUGUUGAGAAUUCGCGCUCCAAACCAUCACGUAAAAUGAUACAUUUUCCUUCUUUUGUUAUCAUAAAUUAUCAUCAUCAUAUGUGUCAUGAUAUAUACAAUAUAAGUAUAUUCUUGUUUCUUCUUAUUACUAUUUUUAUUACUAUAUUAUUACAUUACAUUUUAAUAUUAGUAGAAGUAGUAAUAAUAUGAAGUGAAGUUCUACAAAGGAAAUCAUAAAAAAUAGCACUGGGAGAAAAAUCUCGUAGAUGAUGUGGAAACAAAUUCAUCUUGAUCUUUAUUAAAAAUAAUAUAUGAUAUAUAUGUCCAUUAAUUAUUAAUUUUUGAAAAAUAAUCGAUAAUUGUAUAUACUUUAUAUGCAUUUGUCGUCGAAUAAAAUUAUACUGCUCCUGUGUCCUAUUUAGCACAUAUCACCGCAAAAUUCACAUCAGCCAUCAUUAGAGAAAAUAAAUAUAAGAAAUUGGAUAGUAAUAUCUUAUUAAAUUAUCAAAUAAGGAAACAGAGUAAAUUAAUUCAUUAUUUUCAUUUACAUUGAUACAAUAAAAAAAAAACUACCGAAAUUAUUUACCUUGAACCUACAAUUGCUGGAAUUUCGAAUCCAGAUACUUGUUAAUGAACUAUACAUUAUUUGUAGUCUUUAUCUUAUUAGUCAAUAAAAUCUAAAAGUACAAAUUUUUCAAAAAUUUAACAUUAAUUUAGAAAUUCUCUUUAGAUGCCUUGUCAUAAACGAUUGGACAUGUAUUUUCUUAUUCUUGCCAUAGAAUCAUAUGGCCAAAGUUUAUUAAAGUGAUGGAGUGAGUUACCAUAGCUUCUUCGUAUGAAUAUUGUGAAAUUCAUUUUUUUGGGUUUGAUUAAAGUGUUAACACUUUACCGACUGCUAGCGGUUCAACAGCAUAUGCACGUCUGACCGGCCGCUCAGCCGCAAAUUCUCCCUGGCUCCGGCUAUUUUUCGGUCUAGAUCAUCGCACGGGAGUAUUUGUGCGUUUCAUAUGCUCAGAUAGAAGUGUCCGCUUUCUGUUAUUAUAGGAUAAUAUUAUAGGAUAAUUAGAUUUAAUAAAAUGUUUUAUUUUCAAGAUGAUAUCGAAGAUAUCGAAGAUAUCGAAACAAAAAGCCGAUUAGUAGGCUAUCGGUCGGUAAGCAUCGGCAACAAAAAGCCGAUUAAUAGGUUAUCGGUCGGUAAAGUGUUAAAAAAAUUGAGCAUUAGCUAUUAACAUAACACCAAGCAACAAUCGCUAUUUCAUGUACAUAAAACAUACACCAUUCAAGAGUGAUAUAAAAAUCAGAAGUGAGGAUAGAGUAGGAGCUUCAUCUUUUUUGCCGCAAAUUUCGGGGGAUGCCACAAUACUAAACGUUUUCUUCGCGAAAAAUGUCGAAAACAGCGUUUGCGCCAUCAGUAUGAACACAAAGCUUAUACCUGGAUCUAUGUUUACACCAAGAAUAAAAACAUUAAUACAAUGAUGCUAUAGUAAAUACUAUAUUACUACUCUUUACUUAAAAAUUUGCCCUCGAACAAAAACAUAAAUUAUUCAUACAUUUAUUGUGAUAAUAAUAAUAAUCAUAAUGGUGAAUAAUUAUAUAUCAGAAGAAAAAAAGAAAUAUUUUGUUAGUGAUAGAGUAUUAAAUGCUAUAAACAAAAAAUUUGUGUCUUUGCCAUACUACGAAAAAAAAGCAACUAAUGAAUAUUUACACCAGGUCAUUGAUGGAAUACUUGAAAAAAUGAAAGAAAAUGCUUUUUUCAAGGAAGUAUUUAAAAAAACAUUAUUUGUUGGUAGUUACUAUAAAGGUACAAAAAUUAGUGUACCUGAAGAAUUUGAUAUAAAUAUAAUAAUUAAACUACCCAUUAAUUAUGAGUUUGUGAAAAUAGAACUAUGUGAACAUCCAGGUUUUAUUAAAAUAUAUUCUGGCUUAGAACAAGAUGAAUUAACUCGUGAUGUGAAAAUAGAUAGAGUAUUAAAGAGUUUACUUGAUCAGGAUAUGUAUAUUGAUCAAAAAAAAUUCCGUAGUUGUAUAGAAGGCAUUUUAAGUAAAACUAUACAAAAUUUACCACUGAUAGAAAAUAAAUAUCUAUUUAACAUACAAAAUACUAUAUAUAUGAUAAGAAUAAUCAAGAGUGGCCCAGCAUUUACAUUUGAAAUAGAACUUCCAAAUGGCAAAACAAUAAACGUUGAUUUAGUACCAGUGCUAGAAUUUUCAAAAAAUGUACCAUUCAUAAAUUAUAAUUUGGUAUUUAAAAAACAAAAUUGGCUUGCUGUACCAAAAUGUUUUCAGACAAAUGUUGAAAGAAGACACAGCUGUUGGAGAGCAUGUUUUUAUGAACAAGAAAAAGAGAUUCUAUCUAAAAAUGGACAAAUUAAACCAAUAAUAAGAUUGAUGAAAAAAUUAAGAGAUACCAACAAUUGGAAAAGUAUUGCUAGUUACUAUAUAGAAACAAUAGCUUUAAGACAAUUGCUGUAUAACAAAAAUUUUGGAAGUAUAUCGUAUACACUUUCGUUUAUGGAGAUGUUAACAAGCAUGCAUACAACUCUGAUUAAUAAAUACUUACCUUAUUACUGGAACGAAGAACUUAAUCUAUUGUGCAAUCUUAAUCCUGAAGAAAUAACAAAUAUUUCAAAUCGAUUGGGAAAAAUCAUUAACAAAAUUUAUACAUCUAUAGAAGAUGAUCCAUACAUCAUUGCUUCCUAUAUCUUAAAUAAAGAAGAAUACAAAAAAUUAAUUUCUGAGCUAAAUAAGGAACCUUUAGAAACAAAGGACGAUGAGAAGAAUUGGUGCAUGAUACUUUAAUGAUUAUAUUUAAUAUGAAGUUUCUCUCAUAAAACGAGUUUUUAAAAAAUUAUAAGUUUCAUCUAUAUACGCAAUAUAUAAUGUUAUAAUUAUUUUAUAUAAAAGAGCGAAAGUUAUAU
Vespa crabro (European hornet) is the source of this 3478-nucleotide messenger RNA. It is a transcript of the gene cGlr1, whose product is annotated as cyclic GMP-AMP synthase-like. NCBI's taxonomy places the organism in Eukaryota, Metazoa, Arthropoda, Insecta, Hymenoptera, Vespidae. The record is from RefSeq and is a predicted model, not a curated record. The transcript is spliced from 11 exons. The coding region runs from base 2139 to 3359 and encodes 406 amino acids.